Mercenaria mercenaria is the source of this 5239-nucleotide messenger RNA. RefSeq names its product EGF-like domain-containing protein 2. Lineage: Eukaryota; Metazoa; Mollusca; Bivalvia; Venerida; Veneridae. Bases 275 to 1879 code for a protein of 534 amino acids. The record is from RefSeq and is a predicted model, not a curated record. The transcript is spliced from 12 exons.
UCACAUUGAAACGGGCGUUUACAUGCAACUGUCAAGACUAUAUGAAAUAGUAGUGGAAUAAAAAUGAUUGAAACAAACGCAUCUGUUAAUAAUGCAAUGUGAAACGAUACGUGAGAAUUAAAAAUAAAUCACAGAUUUAAUGAGAUUAUUUGUACGCUAUGUGGAUACCAAAUCUUCCUCUGUGAGGUAAUAUUUUCACUUGAAAGACACCAUAAACAGCUAAAAUCCUAACGUACGGUGGAAGUAAAUUUUCCCUAAUCUUGAGAUUCUAAAAAUGAGAUUACAUCUUCUUGUUGCUGUCAUCUUCAUUUCCAUUCUGACAGUCAAGUCCCAAUACAAAUAUGACUGUCGAAGAAUGGAAGAUUGUAAAAAUGGAGGGAAGUGCACCGAGAAUGACUGCACGUGCGUCGGGACAUUUGGGGGACACGACUGUGGGUACGACACAGCUCAAGUCGAUGCGUGUACAGCUGAUCCAAAUCCAUGUCAGAAUGGCGGCGUAUGUUAUAACGAUGGCACUAGUGACCUCUGCUAUUGUGUUUAUGGGUUCUUCGGAAAGACGUGUGAAAAUAAAACGGUUGUAAUAGAUUGUGAGGGAAAUUCAGUUGAUUUUACUUUGGCGUUUCCCAUGGAUUUUGCUGGUACGGUAAAACUUGGUGACGAUCCAAAUUGCGCAAUGACUGAAAAGGAAGACAAGGAGUUGGGAAUGAAGACAUACUCUGUUAAAGUUGAUAUCUCAGAAAACGGGGCUGGGUGUAAUGUAACAAAUAUCGAAAAUGCCACUAAUCCUGAGACGGGUGCUACCGAGUUUUCGGGUUUAUUCGAAGUCAAUUACCUGCCGUUUGUGACAACCGGGCACGAUGAACUGUAUAACCUUACAUGUUCCCAUGAGAGUGCUGACAUCCAACUAUCACAAGCAUUCCCAAGCGUUGAUGUGGUUAAAGAGAAUUUGACUGUAUCAGAAUUUAACGAGACCUACAGUCCGGUAGAACUUGCAGUGUUGGAUGCCCAGGGUAAUCCAAUGGCGGCAGAUACUCAGUUGUUCGUUGGAGAUGUAUUCCAGCUGCAUGUUUAUCUGACGGAUGAACUAGCCUUCAACGAUGUUCUGAUCGAACGUUGCACAACCAACAACACUUUAAAAGAUGCUGACCAGAAAACAUUUGUAGUCUUGGACCGAGGAUGUCCUACAAAGUUAAGCAAACGGCUUACUAAAGGACAAGAGGUGAAAAUGUAUGAUACAACGUUACCUGAUGGGACACCUGUUCAGACCAAUGGGAAGAUUUUACCAAUUGAAGCGUUCAAAUUUGUUGAUUCCAGUCUUAUGGGUAUCGUCUGCUCUGUCAAAGUCUGCAAACCCGGUGAUUUAAAAUGUCAAGUGCCUACCAACUGUGAUGAAAUCAUGUAUCAAAAGCCACCCACUCCCACUGAGGCUGGAGGGGCAACAGAAAAGACUGCAGAAGUAACAGCAGUAAAACCACCAACAGAAACACCAACAGAAACACCAGCGGAAACACCUACUGAAACACCAGCUGUAAGAAGAAAGAGAAGAGCGGCUAACAAAAAUGCAGCUGAGGAGGAGAGUGUUGUAUCAACUGUUCUGACAGUGGUGGGGCCUAGUGACUAUCGAAGUAGCAGGCUAACUGCACCCGAGCAUGUCAAUACGUUGGAGAAAUGCUUGGCUCACGAAGAAAUAACGGCAGUAGUGGCGGUUCUUGGAACAGCCGUCUGUACGCUUCUAAUUGCGUGCUUCAUACUUUCAUGCCUUACAAUAAAGCGGAGAGCAAAGGAAUCGUCCUUCCAUACAAUGCCUCAACCCAACACAGAAAAGUUCCGAAUACCACGGGCACACAUAAAUGAUUCUUUCACUCUUGGAGACAUAUAGAAUAUUAUUUUGCUUUAUUUCUUUAUACAUAUUUUCAAUUUGAAAUAGUAUUCACGACAUGUUUAUUCUAACAAUUAUAUUGCAGCAUAAUAAUAUAUGUAUUCUUGUUAUCUUAUGUAUACGUGUAAACCAUGUGUAUUCUUAUUAAAUCAAAAUCAUACCAAUGUAUAGGACUUAUACGGUAUAUAUAUUUUCACAUUACAACACAUCAAGAGUUCGUGAUGACAUAGACUUCAGUAAGCCUGCAGUCACAAGCGCAUCAUAUAACAUUAUUUGGAAUGACCGCGAUCAUUCAGGAUCAUGUAUAUAUUUUUAUUAAAUCGUACUCAUAUCAAUGUAUUAAUGUAUCAAUGUAUAGGACGUACAUAUAAUAGAUUAAGAGUGUGAUUACUAGUAAUUGAUUAAUUAGACCGUCAUGUCAUAGACUUCCAUAAGCCUCUUGCCACAAUUGCUCUUACAGUCAUAAUUUUCAUUAGUACCCCCACCUUCAACUAAAAUAUACGGAAACUGAUGUAAAUGUUAUAAAUUUAUCUACCGAUUAUUGAAGUUAAAGGUAUGUAUACUUAAAAGAUACCAUGAAAUACUUUUAUAUUUAAACAAUGCUUGCGUCGGACAUAUUGACUGACAUCAAGCAGUUUAUCGUAAUCUUAAAACUUUUAACAAUUUACAGUUUUCUUAAAGACAUCAGUUCGAUUUUUACUGGAAAAGAUCGAAACAAACUGAAAAAGAAGUAUCACCACUUGUACCAUAUUUUUGUUUUUGCUUGUGGGAGAAAUGACUGGAGCGGAACAGUUGUGUUUCUAGCUAAAGCACAACCCUAUCAGUAAACCACUGGUUGAGUUAAAUCUGGCUAGAGACACAGCUGUGAUUGUAAUCAUUUACAAAAAUACAUUUGAACUUCUUGGUAAUAAUAUUAACAUGUAUUUUUCAAGAGCAUGUAGAAGUAAAUGCUCUUUGGCGUUUUGAACAUUAGAACAAAGUCAAUGUUAUUUAUGUGCUACCUAGGUUGUUGUUGUAAAAAGUGUGCUCCACAAUUUAGUUUCAGAAAGCGCAAUGGCCCUUUUUAAAUUAAGCUUUAAGUGUAGAACUCGUGCGUGUACUUAUAAUUUUGAAGUACUGUAAUAAAUUUUGGUGUGAACCUUAUUCGUGUCAGCAUAUGAAAGAUGUUUAUGUCUUGAAAACACAAAACUGUAUAUGUUUCCAUAUAAAGUUAACUGAUUAAAUAAUAAUGAUAAACGUUCGUGUUGUUUUUCAUCUACAAUUUAAUGAAAAUUUAAACAUAGAGGAAUGAACUUGUAUUUUACAAAAGAAUGUUUCCAACUGUUACUGUUCAGAUUUAUAAACAGAAAUUCUGUUACUAGAAACAGAAAAAAAACUUCUUCUAACCAUAUGUAGUAUGUAACUUAUCUGCUAUAAAUUAAAUUUUGAAAACAAAAUUGCUUUUUUGACAAUGUUUACAAGGUUAAUAGAUAUGGAUUAUUCCAAUUGACGUAUCUGUCUGACAUUUGAUCAUUUUCGACAUGACUGUUUGUAUUUCAUCUACUGUAGCUAUGGAUUGUUGAUAGUAUAUAAGAUUUCAAGAUUUUAUUCAAGAACUAGGCCCAUAUGGGCAUAUACAAAAUGUAUCAUGUAUAGAAAGCCGCAGUUAUCCCAUAGCUGUGACUAAGUGAAGUCUACUUUACAGAGUAUAAUAUUGUUAAAUUUCAACUUUAUCCUGUCGUACGGUUGUUCUAUGUUGUUCACUGACAUAUUAUUUUCAUCAGAUGUUAUCUAAAAUGAUGAAUGUUAGUGAUCGAAAAAUUAUUAAGCUUUUUCUUAACAUGAUAAAAUGUAAAUUGAUUUAGUAUGUUCAUUGAUGCAAUACCUCUCAGUUAUAGCGUAUAAUCAUAUCUUUAAUUCUAAACUGAAGUAAGCAAUUGUUUAGACAUCACUUUCAAACUUCUCUUUAGAGAUAUUUGGCAAAUCAAAAGUGAAGAUUCAGCUGCCUGAAUGCAAAAGCUUUGUGAACUGAGUCUAGGACAUCGGACAAUUUCAACGUAAUUGUUCUCAUGCCUUUAGUUAAAAUGCAUGUAAAACUGAGAUUAUGUUUUAAUUGUGAACAAAUGUUUGCGUUGUAUUUUAAAAGGGAGGUAACUAAAAUAAUUAAUUUUGUAAAGACUAUGGUUCUGCGAAAAUAUAUGCAAUUCUAACCCUUACCCUGCUAAAUUUCUAUAAUGAACUCGUCCAUCUUUCAAUUUGGACAGUACUAAUAACUGUUAAAAGGGGUGCAUACCAAAAAGAUACUGACUGAAUGGCGAACAGUGCAGAUCAUGAUAUGCACCCAGGCCGCAAAGGCAUAAACAAUCGUGUCCGGCAUGAUAAGGGCAAAUGUUCACAGGAAGUGGGUCUUGCGUAUAUUGCACAUUUUCCAUUGAGAAAAUAGUUGAGAGAAUAUAUUUUGAUUUAUAACAGCAAAACAAAGCCCAUUUUUGACAAAGGCAUAAUCAUGUUGAGCAGGGUUCGUUAUAGAUACUGAAACAUUCUAUUUUAACUAAUUGUGAAUCAUUUUCCCAGUCUCUAUCUAAAAUUGGUUCAGUGAUGGAAGUUGACUUUCAAAUAUCAUUUCAAUGUAACAGAUGUUUUGAAUGUUUGCCACUAGCAUAAGUUGAUUAAUUUGUAUUAGUUUGCUGGUGUUAAUAUGAGGGCCGGUCAAAGGUUUCUAGCAAAUCUUGACAGUGUACUGUUUGAUUGUUUCAUGUACGCUAAGAUUUACUUCUGCACAAUUGCUUCAAUAACAUAAUCUGCAUUCCUAACAAUUUUAAUUGUCGUAAUACACAUGAAAGAUACGUAAGGUGUUGCUGGACUUGUUUGCGCACCUCGGACAAUGCAUUAGUAGUAAUUCUCCGUGGAAUAUUUAAAGGCUCAUAAUGCCUUUGUUUGAAUAUGGCUGUCACAUUUUCCGCCAUGAAUACAAAAACUAUUAAUAUGUUGUUAAAUCCUAUUUUCGAUGACUAUUUUCUCUUAAAUUUCUCUUAAAGGUUUGAAUAUUAAUGAAUACUCGUACAGUAGAAAGUUUAUUUGAAUUUAUUGUUUUGGUUACCUCCCUUUGUUGCUCUAACUGUAAACGUUCAUGUACAAUAUUAAAAGUAACGGUUUACUGACCAUGUUAUUGUGCCCAUCAUCUAUUUGAACAGCUGCUUCAUUUGUUUUAGCAUAAAAUUUAAAGCCUCAUGGAACUUUAAUGUAAGCACAUGUUAAGAGAAGAAUUAAGACAGUUCUCAAACAUAUAUUGAUUGCAUGAAAGUUUGAUAGUUUUAAAGGCACGCAACAGGAAAGUGAAUUUGAGUAUCUGUUUUAUAUUAAAAUCCUAAUGAACACAAA